Molecule: messenger RNA, 2641 nt
Organism: Danaus plexippus (monarch butterfly)
Lineage: Eukaryota; Metazoa; Arthropoda; Insecta; Lepidoptera; Nymphalidae
Gene: Caf1-55
Product: chromatin assembly factor 1 p55 subunit
Exons: 10
Coding region: 124-1425 (433 amino acids)
Biological process (GO): regulation of gene expression
Cellular component (GO): ESC/E(Z) complex; nucleus; NuRD complex
Molecular function (GO): histone binding
Source: RefSeq, a predicted model, not a curated record
GGAAGUUUCGGUGUAGCUACAACGCUAGGGAGAGAUUGUUGUUUGGCGCCUUUACGGGGCCGGUUGGUUUUUGUCAUCGUUUAACUUUAAAAUUGCGAACUAGAGUUCGCUUAUAACGUAAAUAUGGGUGAUAAAGAUGGAGAAACCUUUGAUGAUGCUGUGGAAGAGAGGGUUAUCAACGAGGAGUACAAAAUAUGGAAGAAGAAUACACCUUUCUUAUAUGACCUGGUCAUGACACACGCUUUAGAGUGGCCCUCGCUGACCGCUCAGUGGCUUCCAGAUGUCACAAGACCUGAAGGCAAGGAUUACUCCGUACACAGAUUGAUUCUGGGCACUCACACAUCAGAUGAACAAAACCACCUCCUCAUUGCAAGUGUACAACUUCCUAAUGAGGAUGCACAGUUUGAUGCAAGCCACUAUGAUAAUGAUAAGGGUGAAUUUGGUGGUUUUGGAUCAGUUUCUGGUAAGAUAGAUAUAGAAAUUAAAAUUAAUCAUGAGGGUGAAGUGAAUAGGGCUCGCUACAUGCCCCAAAAUCCUUGCGUCAUUGCCACAAAGACACCAUCUUCUGAUGUCCUCGUAUUUGACUACACCAAACAUCCAUCAAAACCCGAACCUUCCGGAGAAUGUCAUCCCGACCUUAGAUUGCGAGGACACCAAAAGGAAGGUUAUGGUUUGUCAUGGAACCCUAAUCUUAAUGGAUACCUUUUAUCAGCCAGUGACGAUCAUACAAUCUGCUUAUGGGAUAUAAACGCCACUCCUAAGGAAGGGCGUGUGAUUGAAGCCAAGUCUGUCUUCACGGGACACACAGCGGUGGUGGAGGAUGUGGCGUGGCAUCUGCUUCAUGAAUCCUUGUUUGGAUCUGUGGCCGACGAUCAGAAGCUCAUGAUAUGGGAUACGAGGUCAGUAUGUAACAACACGUCCAAGCCAUCCCACACCGUGGAUGCUCACACCGCUGAAGUGAACUGCCUUAGCUUCAACCCAUAUUCGGAAUUUAUUCUCGCCACUGGCAGUGCUGACAAAACUGUGGCGUUGUGGGACUUGCGUAACCUUAAACUGAAGUUGCACUCGUUUGAGUCGCACAAGGACGAGAUCUUCCAAGUACAGUGGUCGCCACACAACGAGACCAUUCUGGCUAGCAGUGGCACAGACAGGAGGCUGCAUGUUUGGGAUCUAUCGAAGAUUGGUGAGGAACAGACGGCUGAGGACGCGGAGGACGGGCCCCCGGAACUGUUGUUCAUCCACGGAGGUCACACCGCCAAGAUAUCCGACUUCUCAUGGAACCCCAACGAGCCGUGGGUCAUCUGCUCCGUCUCCGAGGACAACAUCAUGCAGGUGUGGCAAAUGGCUGAGAACAUCUACAACGAUGAGGAACCGGAAACGCCGGCUUCGGAGCUGGAAUCGGGAGUCAACGUGAACCACGGUUAGCGCUCCCACAGCGGCAAGGGAGCGCCAGGCCUUCGCCCCACGCACCUCUAUGUUGAUAGUAAUGCAUUAUGUUAAUUGCGGCAUCGAAUCGGUUCUGAAACAGAUAAUUAGUUUGUAAAUUGUUCGGCUGAACUUUGAAAUUCUGUGUUUAUAUUUAGGAUCUAGUGUUAAGGAAUAAAAAAGUUUGAUGGAACAAUCUUAAUGAUUAAAAUUCGUUUAUAAAAUUUAUCGGUGUAAAUAAUAAUUUUUAAAUGAUAAAAUUUGCUUAGUGGCCACGUUCUGUGUUGCUGUAAUAAAAUUCACCAUACAACUAUAUUAUUUAGUAUACCAAAUAACCUGCCAGCCUUUCGUGAAUCAAAAUUUUUCUAAAUUCGCUCAAAAUAUAUGGGACCACUCUCAAAAAAUAAAUACUGAUACAUCUCAGAUAAUAUAUAUUUUUUUCGACUUAACUUCAAUUUCAAAGCGAUUUAAAACAUACAUUACUAGUAAUAUAAGGUGAUGUACGUGGCUUUUACUUCACUUCACACUAACAUUGCUACGAACUUGGGCUAUACCGACGAUCGUGUGAGGUUAAUAUUAUCUUUUUAUACGUAACAUAAUUUAUUCUGAUUAUUUUUAUCGAACCAACACCUAAUAGUUUCAAACUAAACAAUGUUUACUCAAGUGAAGUACAAGAUGGCGCAUAAAUGCACAAGAACCUAUAAUAGGUUCUAUUUAACAGGACUUUUAUUAGCGUAUGUUUAAAUCAAAUAAUUUAAAUACAAGCAUAUUUCGUUUCGCGGUCCCUCGGGAAUUUAUCAAAUUAUUAUAAAUAGAUGUAAAUUUGCUUUUAUAUUUUUGUCCAAAAACAAAUCCUCAAACAGAGCUCAUAAUGAAGCUACGAACAUAUAUCGUACCGCCUCCGUAUUAAACACUUGGUUCUAAUAAAUAAUCUUUUGUAUGUGAAAGCAUUUAAUUAAUUCUUAACGAAUGUCUGUUUCCUACCAACGAGCUGUCGGAACACAGCCUGCGACUCGCAAGAUACUAUAUGUAAUAGCAUAGUAAAAUUUCUUUUUAACUAUAAUUCUAAUUAAGUUAUUGUCAGAAGAUAUUCCAUUCUAAUUUAUUGUUAAGUCACAAGAAACGAGGACGGCCCUCGCUCACUUUAUUUUAUUUUAACGCAAUGGAAGUUAAUUAUAACCGCUAAUUAUUAUUAUGAAUAAAAAUCUCAAUUCCA